This is a messenger RNA of Tauraco erythrolophus (red-crested turaco), 2496 nucleotides long. It is a transcript of the gene PRICKLE1, whose product is annotated as prickle planar cell polarity protein 1. Gene Ontology annotation, molecular function: zinc ion binding. The record is from RefSeq and is a predicted model, not a curated record. Lineage: Eukaryota; Metazoa; Chordata; Aves; Musophagiformes; Musophagidae.
AUGCCACUGGAGAUGGAGCCCAAAGCUAACAAUCUCGUUUUUGGGUGUCAGCGAAGCUCAACAUCUGACGAUGACUCCGGAUGUGCCUUGGAAGAAUAUGCCUGGGUCCCCCCAGGCCUCAGACCAGAGCAGGUCCAGCUGUAUUUCGCCUGCUUGCCAGAGGAGAAGGUCCCUUACGUUAACAGCCCUGGAGAGAAACACCGAAUCAAACAACUCCUCUAUCAGCUGCCACCCCACGAUAACGAGGUGAGAUACUGCCAGUCUUUAAGUGAAGAAGAAAAGAAGGAACUGCAGAUGUUCAGUUCUCAGCGCAAGAAGGAGGCACUUGGCCGAGGCACUAUUAAACUCCUCUCCAGAGCGGUGAUGCACGCGGUUUGUGAACAGUGUGGUACAAAAGUAAAUGGUGGUGAAGUUGCAGUUUUUGCCUCGAGAGCUGGGCCUGGUGUGUGCUGGCAUCCCUCGUGUUUUGUGUGCUUCACGUGUAACGAGCUGCUUGUUGACCUUAUCUACUUCUACCAAGAUGGAAAAAUUCACUGUGGCAGACACCAUGCUGAACUUCUCAAACCUCGAUGUUCAGCCUGCGAUGAGAUCAUUUUCGCUGAUGAGUGUACAGAAGCUGAGGGUCGCCACUGGCACAUGAAGCACUUCUGUUGCCUCGAGUGUGAAACAAUCUUGGGUGGACAGAGAUACAUCAUGAAGGAUGGGCGACCAUUCUGCUGUAACUGUUUCGAAUCUCUUUACGCAGAAUACUGUGAGACAUGUGGGGAACACAUUGGUGUUGACCAUGCUCAGAUGACCUAUGAUGGACAGCACUGGCACGCAACGGAGACUUGCUUUUCUUGUGCUCAGUGCAAAACCUCUUUGCUUGGCUGCCCUUUCCUUCCAAAGCAAGGGCAGAUUUACUGUUCAAAAACCUGCAGCUUGGGAGAGGAUGUUCAUGCCUCCGACUCUUCUGAUUCUGCAUUUCAGUCUGCUCGAUCCAGAGAUUCCAGGAGGAGUGUUCGCAUGGGAAAAAGCAGCCGGUCAGCCGACCAGUGCCGCCAGUCUCUCCUCCUGUCGCCAGCCCUCAAUUACAAAUUUCCUGGCCUUUCAGGCAACGCCGAUGAUACUCUUUCUCGUAAGCUGGAUGACUUAAGCCUUUCAAGGGAAGAGGCAAGCUUUGUUAAUGAAGACUUCUGGAAAGGGAGAGUAGAGCAAGAAACACCUGAAGAUCCUGAAGAGUGGGCUGAACAUGAAGACUACAUGACUCAACUUCUUCUGAAGUUUGGUGAUAAAAGCCUCUUCCAGCAGCCUGCUGAAGUGGACAUUAGAUCAAGCGAACACUGGAUUUCUGAUAGCAUGGUCAAGAGCAAGUUGGACUUGAAAAAAAAUAAUCCGAGCCUAGCAAGUAAGAAGUAUCAGUCAGACAUGUACUGGGCCCAGUCACAAGAUGGCUUGGGUGACUCUGCAUACGGCAGCCACCCAGGCCCUGCCAGCAGCAGGAAAAUCCAGGAGCUAGACAUGGAGCACGGGGCAUCAGGAUACAAACACGACCAAACACCGUGGUAUGGAGGUUCACUUGAAUGUUUGUCUGACCUGAAACAGCAGGAACAAAGUGUUCGAGACUCAAUGGAUUCUUUGGCUUUGUCUAACGUAACAGGGGCUUCAAUGGAUGGAGAAGGCAAGCCACGGCCACCUCUCUACUCUUUGCAAACUUUCCAAGAACUGGAGGUAGAGGACUGUGAGAAAAUGAGCAACAUGGGAACUCUGAAUUCUUCAAUGCUCCACCGGAGCACAGAGUCCUUGAAGAGUCUGAGCUCAGAGUUGUGUCAGGAAAAGGUGUUGCCAGAGGAAAAGCCAGUGCAUAUGCCUGUACUGAGAAGAUCUAAAUCCCAGUCUAGACCACAGCAAGUCAAGUUUUCAGAUGAUGUUAUUGAUAAUGGAAGCUACGAGAAUGUUGAAAUACGUCAGCCUCCAAUGAGUGAAAGGACUCGUAGGCGUGUUUACCAUUUUGAAGAGCAUGGAAAUCGGCCUUCUCAUCAUCGACGAAGAAGUAGGAAGUCUCGUUCAGAUAAUGCACUUAACUUGGCCACGGAAAGAAGAUGCUCUCCAAGAGAGAGAUUUCGUUAUUACUCCCCUCAGGAUCAUGAAAAAUUUAUUCAAAAUAGAAGCUCACGUGAGAUUCGGGCGUAUAUUCAAAAUGCAGAGUUGUACGGACAAUAUGCCCAUACUAGGUCUGAUUAUGCACUGCGGAAUCAGAUGGUUGAUAAAUUUUUCGGAUUGUAUGGUGAGGAAGACGACUCCUGGUGUUCAACUUCAUCCUCCUCAUCCGAUUCUGAAGAGGAAGGAUAUUUUCUAGGACAGCCAAUUCCACAGCCACGAUCACUGAGAUACCCAUACUAUACAGAUGAUCUUUCUGGUCCAACUACUGUGUUAUCUAGUUCUCAGUUUGGACAAAGGACAACCAAAUCAAAGAAGAAGAGGGGACACAAAGGAAAAAACUGCAUCAUUUCUUAA